AUGACCAGCUACGUCCACAAGCCUUCACUCCUUCAGGCCGGCAUGGCCCCAACUUCUGCAGAACCCUCCGCCGCCCCUCUUCAACAUCGCCACCAACAUCACGAAUACGAGCACCGCCACACCCAUCGCCGCAUGCACGAUCUUUACAGACACGGCCAAGAUGCUACAGGCGGCAACAUGGACGAGCCCAAAAAGCACCUGUUUUCACAGGAUAUCAUCGACGAAGACGCCGACCAUGACGAGAACAGCCAGAACGACCUUCGUCGCCGUGUUACCGAAGUCGUCCAGACCGUUUCCGUGGUCCAGGUCAUUGGCAGCGACGGUUCUGUGCUCGAAGUGAGCACUGCACCCUCUUUGCCGGUGACCACACUGGCUUCCGACUCGGCCACCGCGUCCACUCCUGAUGUGGCCGGUGUUUCUGGUGUCUCGUCUGCGACCGCCGCAUCUCCGGCAUCGGCCCUGUCACUGUCGUCGUUGCUGCCAUCGUCGUCGUCGUCGUCGUCGUCGUCGUUGUCGCCGUCCUCAUCGCCGUCUUCCUCGCUAUCUUCCUCACUGUCCUCUUCACUGUCCUCAUCGCUGCUUUCGUCCUCAUCUCCGUGUGCGUCUUCGUCUGUGUCUGCGUCAAAUUCGCCGUCCUCUGCUUUGUCGGCAGCAGUAACAACGACAGCCUUUUCCAACUCGACGAUCAGCGGCACAAGCGGAUCAUCUCCCGCCACUAUUUCCCCGCCUCUGACCACGGGAUCUUCAUCCGGCACACUGCUGCCAAACAUAGGCAAUUUCACCAACUCAGUUGUUCCGGCCGUGCCUUAUCCCAGCAACAGCACUGCUCAUCGCACGUUCUUUGGCAGCUUGUCCCACUCUUCAUCCGCAUACUCGUCCUCCUCGGUUCCGUACAGCUCUUCCACAACGUUUUCCAGCUCUUGGAUUUCAUCGAGCUCUUCUUCUGCCGCGAUCGCUUCCUCGUCUGCCGACGGUGUAGUGGUACAAGUCGCGUCCAGCGGAUUGGGCUCUGCAGUUGCCGGCACCACUGCCGCAGCCACUACUGCUGCGAUCGCACCCGCUGCGUCUUCUACGGACACGAACUCUGACACAACGACCGGGACACCAACAGGCACGAUCGUUGGAGGCGUGGUCGGCGGUGUAGCUGGGCUGGCGCUGGUGCUGCUUGCCGCUCUUAUGUUUUUGCGUUGGAAACGUCGGAUGCAGCAGCACGGACACAAGCUGCUGGGCGAAGGCAGCAAAGAUGCAAAACCAGGCAUGACCAGGACACUGAUCGAGGCGGGCGAAGUUGCGGGCCCUGGCGCCGUGACUAUCCCCGCCGUUGUUGUUGGUGGUGGUGGUACAGGUGGCGGCAGCGGCAUUGGUGAUGGUGGUAGUCCUGGCGGCAGUCCUGUCGCCGCAGCUACGGGCGACGCCAUGACCGAGCGGCGGACAACGUUCCUGAUGCCGUUUUCUUCGCAUGCUGCCAAGCGAAUGUCGAGGGGGACAGGUGGUGCGGACAGCGAUGGCGAGUCGGGGUUCUACCGCGUGUCUGGCAAGAAACUGCCGUCGGUUCUGAUGUACGGCGGCGAUGGAUAUCGCGAUCCGCGUGACAGCGUGCAGAGCGGCUCAUCCGUGGUCUUCCGGGACUCGCAGGGCUUCUUUGGCGGCGAGGGUGGUCCGUCCACGAUGCCGACAUCGCAGUAUGCAGUGGGCUCGCCAAUGCGGCCGGUGAGCGGCGUGCCUGUGUUCCAUACAGGUCCCGGAAAGACAGCCAUGGCCAUGCGGGUUCCGUUGUCACGACACGGUUCUACUGUGUACGACAACAACGAGCCGGUCAGCCCGAACGAGCUCGUGCCGCCAUCUGCAUAUGACCCCAUCGGGCGGUCUCUGUCGUCACAGGACGGCUCCCGGGCAUCUGGCUCCCGAUUCACGGAGGAAAUAUUCUGA
Molecule: messenger RNA, 1929 nt
Organism: Grosmannia clavigera kw1407
Lineage: Eukaryota; Fungi; Ascomycota; Sordariomycetes; Ophiostomatales; Ophiostomataceae
Exons: 2
Coding region: 1-1929 (642 amino acids)
Source: RefSeq, a predicted model, not a curated record